CUGUGCUCUUUAGUCCCAGAAUGAAACUUGGACCUUCAGUGCCCCUGCAUUUGCACACUGAAUACUUGUGCUUUGGCUCUGUUGCCUCUCCGUUAAGCUUACAAGUGCUGGCUACAUCCAAAAAUCCCCUCUAUGAAAAGAUUGCUGGAAUAUUUAGCAGGUAACACAUCUCAGUAGACUGACAGAAUGAGGAUGUUAAAAGUGAUCAUCUUCUCUUUAUGUCUGCACCAGGCAUACGGGCUGGAUUGGUUCGAUAACUAUAUGUCGGGUCUUAAAACACAAAUACCCAUGUAUGGAUUACAGGAGUUUCCAGAAAAAGCCAAAAAUGGGAGCAGUCAUAAUGAAGUUCUUAUAUGCCCCGAUAUGUCUCCCUCUGCUGAAGUCCCCACAACAGUGGAGAAAGUGAAACCAGCUGAUGUGAAAGUUGUGGCUGCUUUGGGGGACUCACUGACGACAGCAAUUGCAGCCAAUGCUACCAGUGUACUAGAGAUCCCAAAUGAAUACCGACAUCUUUCCUGGAGUAUUGGGGGCUUUGGGAACAUCUCAGAUGUCACUACAUUACCAAACAUUCUGAAACUUUUCAAUCCCAACAUUGUUGGAUUUGGAAAAAGGAAAACUGUCAGCUAUAAACCAGCCCCACUGGAGGAUACAGGCCUAAAUCUGGCUGUUACUGGAGCAAAUACCUUUAAUUUGCCAGAACAAACGCAGCACUUGAUUGACACUAUGAAAUCUUACCCGGGAGUAAAUUUUAAAGAAGACUGGAAAUUAGUGACCAUCUUCAUUGGAUCUAAUGAUGUGUGUGAUUACUGCAAAAAUAAGACUCUAUUCUCAGCAGACAGCUUUAUACACAACCUUACAGUAUCUCUGGACAUGUUGCAGCAACAACUGCCAAGAGCCAUUAUAAAUGUUGUUCAACUUUUACGUAUUGAGGAGCUUCGCAGUGUUAAUGACAAGAGUUUGGGAUGUCUGCUUCAAAGGAGUUUUUGUUCCUGUGUGGCUGUGCCAAAUGAAAAUUCUACAGAGUUCCAAGAAAUAUUAGAUCAGAUGACCCAGUUUCAGGAAAAGCUAGAGCGUCUGUUUCUGAAUUCCACAAGAUUUAAUGGAAAGAAAGACUUUGCUGUAAUUCUUCAGCCUUUUCUAAAACAUGCCAAACCACCAACUGACCAAAACGGGACGGUUGACUAUUCCUACUUUACUCCUGAUUGUUUUCACCUUACCAUCAAAGGUCAUGAGCAACUGGCCAGGGCGCUGUGGAAUAACAUGCUCCAGCCACAAGGAGAUAAGUAUUACUUAAAAACACUAUCUGAUCCAAUCCCGCUUCUCUGUCCUUCUAAGGAUCACCCAUACUUCUACACUAGGAAUCAAGCAAGUGGUUACAGUGCAUCCCACCAUCUGAUUGGAUUACUCGUAUUCGCUACACUGUUAGUAUACUUGUAGCAGCCCUUACCCUCCGUUGCCCUAAUGUUAUCCACUUACCCAGACAUUUGUAUACAACAAACUACAACUGGUUUAUGCCAUUGCUACUUUUACCCUGACUUUACAGCACAAACUAUGAGAUAUAUCACAAGCUAUGGGAUAUAUCAAGAAAAACAGUGACUUUGUUUGAAUGUUGACCAGUCUGUUCUGUUCUUAUAAGGCAGUAAAAAUAAUAUUGGCAAGAAAAUAAGUAAUAAAACGAUGGAUUGCUGUCUGAUUUCAAAACAUAGAAUAAAAUAGAGAAAUGGCUCUUUUUAGAGCACAACUUAAAACAGAAUUUUCUUAAAACUG
Molecule: messenger RNA, 1767 nt
Organism: Xenopus tropicalis (tropical clawed frog)
Lineage: Eukaryota; Metazoa; Chordata; Amphibia; Anura; Pipidae
Product: phospholipase B1, membrane-associated
Exons: 16
Coding region: 187-1437 (416 amino acids)
Biological process (GO): retinol metabolic process
Cellular component (GO): apical plasma membrane
Molecular function (GO): phosphatidylcholine lysophospholipase A1 activity; glycerophospholipase activity; A2-type glycerophospholipase activity
Source: RefSeq, a predicted model, not a curated record